Messenger RNA from Symphalangus syndactylus (siamang), 2188 nucleotides. RefSeq names its product steroid receptor associated and regulated protein (gene SRARP). Gene Ontology annotation, biological process: positive regulation of intracellular estrogen receptor signaling pathway. The record is from RefSeq and is a predicted model, not a curated record. Gene Ontology annotation, molecular function: nuclear estrogen receptor binding. NCBI's taxonomy places the organism in Eukaryota, Metazoa, Chordata, Mammalia, Primates, Hylobatidae. Gene Ontology annotation, cellular component: cytoplasm; nucleus.
ACUCCUAGCUCGAAGUGAUCAACCCGCCUCGCCCCCCAGAGUGCCGGGACCACAGGCGUGAGCCACCACGUCCAGCCCCCACAUUGCUUCUGGCCUCCGUGGUAGACCUCCCAGAUGGAGCGGCCGGGCAGAGGCGCUCCUCACUUCUUCCCAGACACGGGGCGGCCGGGCAGAGGCGCUCCUCACUUCCCAGACGAUGGGUGGCCGGGCAGAGGCGCUCCUCACUUCCCAGACAAUGGGUGGCCGGGCAGAGGCGCUCCUCACCUCCCAGACGAUGGGUGGCCGGGCAGAGACGCUCCCCACCUCCCAGAUGGGGCAGCGGCCGGGCAGGGGCUGCAAUCCCAGCACCCUGGCAGGCCAAGGCAGGCGGCUGGGAGGCGGAGGCUGCCGCGAGGCCAGACCACGCCACCGCACUCCAGCCCGGGCAACACCGAGCACCGGACUCAACAGGAAGACGCCUUCGCUGCCCAGUGCAAAGGUUAUGGAGAGGACGCAAGGCCCCAGGGUUCCCCUGUCCCAGGAGCAUAAACCCUGGAUUUUUGCUUCCAGAAACAACCACCUCUAGGAUGAGGAUGGCUCUCAAUUCCCCAAAGCCUGUGCGCUCACCCCACAAAGGUGGCGUCUUCAGCAGUGGGGAAGGGGCUGCACUGCACCAGCCUCACCCUGGCCACUGUCUGCCCUCAUGACACAGAGCCCGGCUAGGUCCCCAAGCAGAGCAGUGCAGAGUCCAGCCCCGGUCCCGGUCCUGGGCUCCAGGCAUCCUGGCCACCCCCACCUGCCCCCACCAGCUGCCUCCAUCCCUCAGCCCCUGCUUCCCUCCUUCCCAGCUCAGGAUGUCUUAGCUCCUUACAUGUCCCCAUCAUCUGUCUCCUCAAGGGGAGUGCAGCCCAAGGGCAGGGAACUUGGUCAGUCUAUGUGUCUCCAGUGUCUGGGAGAGAUUAGAAGCUCAACACAUACUUGCCCAGUGUCUGUGUGCAUUUCACCAAGCAGAAGACAGCUUUGGAAAUGAGAAGAGACCCUCCUGAGGCAACAGUCCUUAGCUGCCACUUCUCAGGUAUUCUCGAUGUGCCAGGCACUAAGCUGGACCAUGGACAUGCGAGCUCUGGAACGCGUGAGGUGCUGUCACUCAUGCACAGUGGGGGAGCCACAUCCUGGAAGAGUGGCCGAAGACAGCUCCUCUUCUGUCAGAGCCAGGCAGGCGCCGAAGUAGCCACAUGGCCCCGUCAGAAGACCCCAGGGACUGGAGAGCCGACCUCAAAGGCACCAUCUGUGAGACGGGCCUGGAGACCAGCUCCGGUGGGAAGCUGGCCGGGCAUCAGAAGACCGUCCCCACGGCUCACCUGACUUUUGUUAUUGACUGCACCCAUGGGAAGCAGCUCUCCCUGGCAGCAACCCCAUCACCACCCCAAGCCCCCAGUCCCAAUCGAGGGUUUGUCACCCCACCAAUGAAGACCUACAUCGUGUUCUGUGGGGAAAACUGGCCCCAUCUGACUCGGGUGACCCCCAUGGGUGGGGGAUGCCUUGCCCAGGCCAGGGCCACCCUGCCGCUCUGCAGAGGGGCUGUGGCCUCAGCUUCCUUCCCGGUCAGCCCACUCUGCCCCCAGGAGGUUCCUGAGGCUAAGGGAAAACCCGUGAAGGCUGCACCUGUGAGGUCUUCAACUUGGGGAACAGUCAAGGACUCGCUGAAAGCCCUCUCCUCUUGUGUCUGUGGGCAGGCCGAUUAGCUGGAAGGGCCAAGCUCUGAUGCCCAGAGGCUGCAAUUCCCAGGGCCUGGCCCUGCUUCCCCAGCCAAGCGGGAGUCUUUUGUGCUUGAGCCCAGGAAAGAUCAUUAGAUCCGCUAAGGGGCAUCUGAAACAUCCGUCGCGUGGCAGAGGCAGGAUAAGGCACCUGCACAUGAAGAGACUCAUUUAUUAAUACAGCAAAUAUUACUGGUACAUCUUCCACAUGCCAGGCCCUGCAAAGUGCUGGGGAGAUACCAUGGUUUUCUUGGAGCUGGUAUUUUUGGGGUGGAGGGAACCCACCCCAAAUAAAUAAAGUAACCCAAUAAAUAAAGAAGAUGAUUUUGAACAGUGACGAAUGCUCUGCAGGAACUGAAACAGGAUGCUAGAUGGAGAGUGAUUGGGGUGAAGACCUUUCCUGAUGCAGUGCUUGGGAAGGGCCUCUCUGCGCAGGCAACAAAGUGUGAUCU